This is a messenger RNA of Astyanax mexicanus (Mexican tetra), 4736 nucleotides long. Its product is annotated as synaptogyrin-1. The record is from RefSeq and is a predicted model, not a curated record. NCBI's taxonomy places the organism in Eukaryota, Metazoa, Chordata, Actinopteri, Characiformes, Acestrorhamphidae. The transcript is spliced from 4 exons. Gene Ontology annotation, cellular component: synaptic vesicle membrane; neuromuscular junction. The coding region runs from base 309 to 1016 and encodes 235 amino acids.
GGACGCACACGCGCACACCGUGAUCUGGUUUAACGUGACUGAGACGGCACUAGUAACACGCGCGCGCACACACACGCGCUCACACCCAUCACAGCUCACGAGCCCCGGAGACAGAGGAGAAGCGCAGCAGGCUGUGGGUCAGAGGAGCCGGGCUCGAGAGGAGAGGAAGGACGGAGGAAGAGGAGAGGAGGAGGGGGCGUCAGUCAGCGGCGUGAGGCCAUUUUAACACGAGCAUCUCUCAUCUAUAGAGAGAGAGAAAAAACGAGAGAGAGAGAGAGAGAGAGAGAGAAAACGAUCAGAAGAAGAAGAUGGAGGGAAUGGCGUAUGGAGCUGGGAAGGCUGGAGGAGCCUUCGACCCCAUCACUUUCUUCCAGCAGCCUCACACCGUCCUCCGCAUGGUGUCCUGGCUCUUCUCCUUGGUGAUAUUCGGUUGCAUAGCUAACGAAGGAUACGUGAAUCGACCUAAUGAAGUAGUGGAGUACUGCGUCUACAACCGCAACCAGAACGCCUGCAACUACGCUGUCGGCAUGGGCACCCUGGCCUUCCUCUGCUGCAUGGCCUUUCUGGCCCUGGAUGUCUACUUCCCUCAGAUCAGCAGCGUGAAGGACCGCAAGAAAGCGGUGCUGGCUGACGUGGGGGUGUCAGCGUUCUGGUCCUUCGUGUGGUUCGUGGGAUUCUGUUUCUUGACCAAUCAGUGGCAGGUGGCGAAACUCGACGAUAAUCCUCUGAAGGAAGGUGCAGACGCAGCUCGGGCGGCCAUCACCUUCGCCUUUUUCUCCAUCUUUACCUGGGCAGGGCAGGCGUUCCUGGCCUUUCAGAGGUAUAAGCUGGGGGCGGAUUCGGCCCUGUUCUCUCAAGACUACACCGACCCCAGCCAGGACGCAGCGGCCGCACCCUACAGCGCGUUCACCAGCGGAGACGACCUGGAGAGCCCUGGGGGAACCGGAUCGUACCAGCAGCCCAGCGGCGACGGCGCGUUCGACGGGUCUGCCGGGUACCAGCGCCAGGACUACUGAAGAGUUCAGUCACUGCUGAAAGGUGGCACAGGGUUGUGUUGGCACUAUAGGAGACUUGCAGGCUUACCAGACAUUUUACAGCAAACGCAAUAUACACCAUACACUACUGUUCAAAAAUUCAGAAUCACCAGUCUUAAAGUCAUAUCGUUUAAUAAAACAGUUAGGCCCAUACAUGUUUGGACAGUGUAUCUUCAUUAUUUGGGCUCUGCACGCCACUCAUCUGGGUUUGAAAUAAAACAGCUUAGAUAUAACUGAAGUGUAGACUUUCAGGUUUAUUUCAAGGGGCUGAACAUAAAUAUCAUAUGAAGCUUUUAGGAAUUACAAUCAGUUUCUACAAAGCAUCCUCAUUUCAGGGGCUCAAAAGCAAUUGGACAGAUUUGGCCGUUUUAUGGGCUGUAUAGGCUGUUCCCUCAUUAUUCCAUCAUUAGUUAAGCAGGUCAAAAGUCUGGAGAUGAUUCCAGCUGAUGAUAUGAACCCACAACAUGUAGUCAAAAGAGAUCUCAAUGAAAUCUCAAUGACUAUCAUUAGCCUGAAAAAUGAAGAAAUUUAUCAGAGAGAUAACCCUUCACAACACGCUCACCAUGGAGGUGUAUCAGUGUCUUAGAGGAAAAUUCAUGAAAACAAAAACAGGGUUCACCACAAGGUGAAAAUCAUUAAUAAAAAGUCCAGAUAAUCCUCUACUGACUGGAAUGGUGGGAAAAAGAAAGUAUGGAGAAGGCUUGGCAGUCAUUGCCUACAAAGGAUUCUCAACAAAGUAUUAAUAAUUACCUUUUUAUUUAUGGUAAGGUUCAUUUGUCCAAUUACUUCUGAGCUUUUUGUAGAAAAAUGGUUGUGAUUCCUAAUCGCUUAAUAGGAAAUGUUUGUUCCACCCCUUAAAUUAAACCUGAAAGUCUACAGUUUAAUUACAUCUCAGUGGUAGCAUGCAGAGCCCAAAUAAGGACGAUUGUGUCAUAACAUUUUGAUGUUUAAGCAAUAUUUCUAGUUCGUAUGCAUUUAUUUAUAUUAUUAAAUAUUUUUAGAUUUUAUUUCUUUUUCUUAACUUUAGCUCCAUAGGCAAUGGUGUAUCAAUGCGAUGGCCAAUUGAUCAUUAUUUUUUUGAGGGUUAAAACAAUAAACAUUGUUUUAAAAAACUAAUGGUAAAACAGAUAUCAGAUUAAUGGCUCCUCCGUGACAUCUUUAAUUAAACAACACACAACACAUUAAAACACACCUCCUGACACAGUAGCCAAAUAAAGCUAAUUCUCAUUCUAAUUCCCAUUUUAGUGGGGAAGGUGCUGUGGUUACCCACUAAGGGACACCAAUAACAUAUUGACAAAACAGCUAUUCUUACUACCAACUGUAAUAAGCUAUACAAUAGAUUACAAAUUAUAGUUACAGAAACAUUCCAAUCUACCAGUACAUAAAUGCAUAUACAUGCAGCUGUUAUGCAGCUUAAUUAUUGAAUCAUAUAUUGUUCAUCAGUGUCAUAUUUUAUAAGCAGAGUGGUAAAAAGCAGGUAAAUUGAAGAAAGGUUGUAUGAAUGUGUUUUUUAACCAAACUGAAUAUGAUUCCUAACAUUUAAAUCAAAACUCAAAUAAAAACAGUGAAUCUGAACUUUUGGACAGCAGUGUAUAAGGCAUAUAUAGAACCACUUAUAGCCCUGCAGACUACAUUUAUUUGGUGUGUCCCAUACAGAAGUCUUCUAUAUCUUAAAUUAUAUAUGUAUAUAUCUUAUUAUUAGAAAAUAAGAAUUUGUUUAUUAUAUUAUAAAAUACCAAAAUAUGACAGGAGAAGAAACAGACUUUAUGAAAAAGUCAUUUUGGAGCAUCUCUAUUGUAUAAUACCAUUGUACAAUACAACGUGUUUUACAUAUAGCUAAUAAAAUUUAUAUUUACAUACAUGUUUACUACAGAUACAUAUUAUCAUCAUCAUUAACUUAAAUGGUCUUAAAAUGACAAUAAUAUACUUGAUCACAAUUAUUUUUGGGACAAUAUAUUGGUACUGAAUUUGGCACUGAAACAGUGUGUAUGUAUUUUACAUAUACCUACUAUAAUUAAUAAUUACACAUAUGUUUUUUUUACAGAUAUAUAUAUAUCAUCAUGAUAUUAACAGGAUAAAAUGUUCCUAAAACAACAAUAAUAUCCUUUAUCCAAUUAUUUCUUGGACAAUAUAUUGGUGCUGAAUUUGGCGCUGAAACAAUGUAUAUGUAUUUCACAUAUACAUACUAUAAUUAAUAUAAAUAUUUUUACACAUAGGUUUACUACAGAUAUAUAAUAUACUAAUAUCAAUAUUAUUAUAUUAAUAUAUUGAACAAUUUCUAAAAUGACAAUAAUAUCUUUUAUCACAAUAAUUUAUUGGACAAUAGAUUGGCGCUGCAAUUGGCACAGCAAUAAUUAAUAUGUAUUUCACAUAUACAUACUAUAAUUAGUAUACACAAAUAUGUUUAUUACAGAUAUAGCGUAUUAUCAUUGUAAGUAGCAUGAAUUGCUCUUAAAUCCGUAAAAAUAUUGUUAAUUGCAAUCAUUUCUGGGAUAGUAUAGAUAUCGGUUAAACAUUAAAAAAAAAAAAAACAGGCCUAAUUCUUUAAUAAAUGUUCAUAUGUGGCCAUAUUCAGACUUCUGUAUGGGAUAUAUGUAUAUUGUUUUUUCUGCUCAUUCAGAAGCCAGUAUGGGACUGUGUUGGGUGAAUGGAAUGAGGUAUGGUACUUUGUGAGCCAGGCCCAGUGCUCACAGUCAUACCAGUUUGCCUUUAACUUGAAUGGUGAGUCCGCGUUCGGAGAGCCAUUGGGUGUGUUUGAGUCCAGCAGACAUAUUUUAUAUUUUGCAUGUAUAACCAAUAUAUGUAUAGACUGCUCUGGAAAAAAAUUAAGUGACCACUUCAGUUUCUGAAUCAGUUCCUCUGAUUUUGCUAUUUAUAGGUAUAUGUUUGAGUAAAAUAAACAUUGUACAGACAUUUCUCCCAAAUUCCAAAUAAAAAUAUUGUCAUUUAGAGCUUUUAUUUGCUGAAAAUGAGAAAUGACUAAAAUAACAACACCAAAAAAAGAUGCAGAGCUAGAUAGACCUCAAAUAAUGCAAAGAAAACAAGUUCAUAUUGAUAAAGUUUUAAGAGUUCCGAAAUCAAUAUUUGGUGGAAUAACCCUGGUUUUUAAUCACAGUUUUUAUGCAUAUUGGCAUGUUCUCCUCCACCAGUCUUACACACUGCUUUUGGAUAACUUUAUGCCACUCCUGGUGCAAAAAUUCAAGCAGUUCAGCUUGGUUUGAUGGCUUGUGAUCAUCCAUCUUCCUCUUGAUUAUAUUCCAGAGGUUUUUAAUUUGGUAAAAUCAAGGAAAAACAUCAUCAUUAAUUGGUCUCUUAUUUAUUUUCCAGAGCUGUAUAUCAAGAUCUGCACAAAGUUUGCUGUACUUAACUGCACCCAUCAGGUUCAGCAAGAGCAGACUGAGAUGAAAAGUGAAAAGAACUCGCCUGUGUCCCAGUAUAAUGUUUGUUUAAUGUGCAAGUUUGGCAUCUGAAUAUAAAAACCACAACUCACGUUGCUGUUGGCAGCUGCCUGUAGCCUUUGGUCAUAUCUUAACACUGCCGGUUAAGGACAUGUCUGAUCACAGUGCCUCAGUCUGCAUUCUCUUCGACCACAGAAGAAAUGGGGUGUGUGUUAGUGAAUAUGUUCUUUGUCUGUCCGUAUGCCUGUGUGUCUCUUGUCAGUCUCUUUGUCUCUGUGUGGUGCUGGGGAAGGAUGGAGGGAUG